Molecule: messenger RNA, 1923 nt
Organism: Bombus pascuorum
Lineage: Eukaryota; Metazoa; Arthropoda; Insecta; Hymenoptera; Apidae
Gene: Ent1
Product: equilibrative nucleoside transporter 3
Exons: 9
Coding region: 8-1429 (473 amino acids)
Biological process (GO): nucleoside transmembrane transport
Cellular component (GO): plasma membrane
Molecular function (GO): nucleoside transmembrane transporter activity
Source: RefSeq, a predicted model, not a curated record
UUUGACCAUGUCAUAUUCUAUAAAUAGAAGACCUUUGCUAGGAGGCGUAUCAGACAGUGAAUUUGAAGAUGAUUUAGAAACUGAAGCUGAUGAUCCAAAUAUUUCUGUUCCAGAUGAAAAACCAUUCCUAAAUCAAUAUGAACCGAGUGAUAAAUAUAAUCUUGCAUAUAUCGUUUUUUAUGUACUUGGUAUAAAUACAUUAAUUCCUUGGAGCUUUUUUAUCACAGCUGAUGAUUAUUGGUUGUAUAAAUUUCGAGAGAUACAGAAAAAUUCUACAAAAGGUAUUAAUUACACUCAUAUGGAAAAUUUAGAAAAAAAAACUGAUCUCCAAGCUAGUUUUACAUCAUAUAUAAGUGUAGCAAGUGCACUACCAAAUACAUUUUUUUUAAUUGUAAAUGCAUUUAUUAGUAAAAGAAUUCCCUUAAGAGUAAGAAUGGUGGGCUCUCAAUGCACAAUAUUAUUAUUUUUUAUUCUAACAACAAUGUUUGUUAAAAUAAAUACGGACAAAUGGCAGGGAACAUUUUUAAUAAUUACCUUGAUCACAGUGGCAUGUGUCAAUGCUGCAAGUGCAAUUUUUGGAGGGAGUUUAAUGGGUAUUGCUGGACGCUUUUCUCCAAGAUAUAUAACAGCUAUGUCAAGUGGACAAGCUCUUGGAGGAAUUAUUACUGCUACAGCAGAAAUAUGUUCUCUUUGGAUUGGUGCUAGUCCUGUACUUUCAGGUCUAGUUUAUUUUAUAAUUGGAGAUGUUAUAUUGUUCUUAUCUUUGAUUGCAUAUAUAAUCCUAGAAAAAGCAGUAUUCUUCAAACAUCAUAUGGUAGAAAAAUUGUCUGAAAAUGUAGAAGCAGAUUAUUCAAUAACCGGAGAAGUAACUUUUUCGCAAGGCACUACAAUAUCUUAUAUGCGUAUUAUUAAAAGAAUUUGGCAUUAUGGUAUUAAUGUAUUUCUAGUAUUUUUGAUAUCCUUUUCUGUAUACCCAGCACUUACUGUGUUAGUGGAUAGUCAGUAUAAAGGCAAAGGUUAUGUAUGGAAUGAUAUCUAUUUUGUACCUGUGGUGACCUACCUCAUUUUUAGUUGUGGUGAUUAUACUGGAAGAAUAUUAUCAGGCAUUUUUCAAUGGCCAAAAAAUAAACCAUGGCAAGUCGUAUUUUUAAGUCUGAUGAGAGUCAUCUUUGUACCAGCUUUUAUAUUUUGUAAUGCUCAGCCCCGGCAUCAUCUUUCUGUUUAUAUUCAUAAUGAUCUUUAUUAUAUUUUAAUGACUAUUGCAUUUGCCAUCAGUAAUGGCUAUCUAUGUAAUUUAUCGUUUAUUUUAACUCCUAUGGUUGUAGAUUCUCAAGAGAAGGAAAUUGCAUGUAUUAUGAUAGGAGCUUUCCUUGGUAUAGGAUUGAUAUCAGGUUCUGCACUCAGUUUGCUUAUAGUUAAAACACUUUAAUUGUACAAUUUGUGUCUGAACCAAAGGAAUACUGCCCUCCAUAUUAAAAUAAAACAGGACCACAAGACACAAUAUUGGAUCAAAUUAAAUAAUUUUAUUUUAUACUUUAUGACAAAAUUUAUGUAUGUAAUGUUUGAUAUAUCAUAGUAAAUUAUUUUUGAAGCUUUCUUUAAAUAUUUAUAUAGUAAAAUUUGAAAAGUUCAUGAAUAUAUAAAAUGUUUUGUGUAUAGAAUGGAAAUAAUUGUGUGUGCCAAAUUACAUCUAAUAGAUCUCAAAUGCUGAUACAUAAAGACUUAAUUGAUUGCAUAUAUGGGAAGGUACAAUUUUAUUAUACAUUUAAAUAAUGUAUUUUUAAGAAAUCGAAGAAUGCAAUAAAUUAUGAUAUACCUUUCAACCUUUGUCAAAACUAGUUUGUCAAAACUAAAACUGUAACAUAAUAUAAUAAUUUGUAUUUAGGUAUAAGUAUUAAUAAUAAAAGAAUAUAGUUCAAUUCA